Arvicanthis niloticus (Nile rat) is the source of this 417-nucleotide messenger RNA. NCBI's taxonomy places the organism in Eukaryota, Metazoa, Chordata, Mammalia, Rodentia, Muridae. The record is from RefSeq and is a predicted model, not a curated record.
AUGGCAUUGAGGAGUGCAUCAUGGAGGAGAGCAGCUUCCUCAUACAGGUCUUGUGGGACAAAAAUGGAGGAGAAGAACCCUCAAACUCAUUUUCACAUGAGGAAUCUGUGGAUGACCAUGUUGAACCUUUUCACCGCAAGCACAGAGACAGUCAGCACAACCAUGUACUUCAGCUUCCUGCUGCUCACGAAGCACCCUGGCAUUGCAGCCAAGGUGUAUGAGGAGAUGGACCAGGUGAUUGGCAGGAACCUACAGCCCAAGUAUGAGGAUAGAAUAAAGAUGCCUUACACUGAAGUUGUGAUCCAUGAGAUCCAGAGAUAUGGAGACAUAAUUCCUCUUGGUGUGGCUCAUAGAACUAUCAAGGACAUCAAGUUUCAGGGCUUCCUCAUCCCCAAGGUGCCUCCCUGCCCAGUCUAG